This is a messenger RNA of Bursaphelenchus okinawaensis, 2038 nucleotides long. The record is from the annotation of a GenBank genome assembly. NCBI's taxonomy places the organism in Eukaryota, Metazoa, Nematoda, Chromadorea, Rhabditida, Aphelenchoididae.
AUGGAGGAAGAAGGAACGUCGUCAAUGGUUCCUUCUGAUGACAUUCACUGGAGAUUCUCUCAGGUCAAAGGUAUCAUCGAGAGUGAUGAACAGCCCACUGACGGUGAGUAUAACUUAACAUAACCCUUAAUAUCUGUUACAACUAAUGCAUCUUACAGAAACUAGUAAAUGUCAAAUAAAAUUAAACAUUUCAAACAUCAAGUUGAACGAAAUGUUGUAGUAAACUGACUUAAUGUAAUCUUUUUAGUAGAUCUGAUAUCAUGUGUAGAGUUCUCGGAUGACGGUGAGCUACUGGCUACGGGAGACAAGGGGGGUCGAGUUGUCAUCUUCCAAAGGAAUCAGGUAUGUAGCCGACUUCAUUGUGAAUCUUUUGAUUUUAGUCGUGGAACUACUCUGGCAACAGAAGCAGCGAGUACAAUGUCUACUCCACGUUUCAAUCUCACGAACCUGAAUUCGACUACUUGAAGUCGCUGGAGAUCGAGGAGAAAAUCAACCAGAUCAGGUGGUUGAAGAAGAAGAAUGCUGCCAACUUUAUCAUCUCAACUAACGGUAUGACAAUACUGUUGGUGUUAAAACACUAUCACUUCUUUACUAUAGUAUAAUAUGUCUUAAUCAUGACAAUGAUUCCAGAUAAAACAGUGAAACUAUGGAAGAUUUCGGAAAGAGAGAAGAAGGUGGCGGAUGGUAACUACAAUAUCCAAGACGGGUCUCGCAUCAGGAACGAUGAUCUUGUACUACCCAGACUCGAACCCAUGGAGUUGGUGGUAGAAGCUUCUCCACGACGAGUCUACGCUAAUGCUCACACUUACCACAUUAACUCAAUAAGCAUCAACGCUGAUCAGGUAUCUCAUCACAAAUACUUUAAAUAUAUUGUCAUACACAGUAACAUAUCUAUUUCAAAAUGAAAAAAAAACAUAAGAAAUCAUUAAUACCUGAAGCCUUACGUACUAUUUCAGGAAACGUUUAUAUCAGCAGACGACCUCCGCAUCAACCUAUGGCAUCAUGAAAUCACCAAUCAGAGCUUCAACAUAGUCGACAUAAAACCCGUGAAUAUGGAAGAACUUACUGAGGUAAUCACGGCAGCUCACUACCAUCCAAUCGAGGGUAACUUGUUCUCCUACAGCUCAUCCAAGGGCAUCAUUCGACUAUGUGAUACAAGGAUGUCAGCAUUGUGUGAUCAAGCUGCUAGAGGUCAGUUUGUGUCUUGUUUAUAGGUACUUCAAGUAUUUAGGUUUACAUAGUUUGACAUACAAACGAGAUAUCAUAAAAUAUUAUAAAAUAUUUGCCAUUUACUACGUUCAUGUUUACAGUAUUCGAAGAGAAAGAAGAUCCUACUACAAGGUCGUUCUUCUCAGAAAUCAUCUCCUCCAUAUCCGAUAUCAAGUUCUCCAACAAUGGACGAUAUAUCAUGACCAGGGAUUAUCUUACUGUUAAUGUAAGCGAUUGAUAAUAAGGAAACCAUAUUUUACAGUAAUCUAAUCACACAUUUUACAACUUUAGGUAUGGGACUUGAGUAUGGAGAACAAACCAGUAGAAACAUACUACGUACACGACUAUCUCCGCUCAAAGCUGUGCACCUUAUACGAGAACGACUCCAUCUUCGACAAGUUCGAGUGCUGUUGGAGUGGAGACGACACGUGAGUUAAAAUACUAUAAAUAUACGUAUACUGUAACAUAUGAUCCUGGAGUGUUUGUAGCAUCUACUGCAAUAUUAUUUGUCACAAAACCUCGAGUAUGACAUUUCAGGCACAUCGUAACCGGAUCCUACAACAACUUCUUCCGAACGUUUAAACGCGGCUUCGGAGUCGAAUCAACAUACGAAGCCAGCCUCGACCUCUGUAAACUACCAGCCAUGUACAGGCAGAAAAAGAACAACUCCGGCCUCAUGGGUCGGAAACGGAAGGAAGACAUCUACACCGACCACCUCGACUUCACCAAGAAGAUCCUGCACUGUGCGUGGCAUCCCACUUCCAACAUCGUCGCUCUGGCAGCCACGAACAACUUGUACAUCUUCGAAGGUGUGCCUGUCUCUCAAUAG